Calliphora vicina (urban bluebottle blowfly) is the source of this 1417-nucleotide messenger RNA. RefSeq lists its product as uncharacterized. The coding region runs from base 30 to 1289 and encodes 419 amino acids. NCBI's taxonomy places the organism in Eukaryota, Metazoa, Arthropoda, Insecta, Diptera, Calliphoridae. The transcript is spliced from 2 exons. The record is from RefSeq and is a predicted model, not a curated record.
CAUAGAAUAAUUAAUUAAAAUAAACAAUAAUGACAUCGCCAACCUAUAACGAUUCACCACAGUAUUUAACUAAAGAAUAUGUGGGAAAUAUUUUAAAAACAUAUUUUAAGGACAAUGCACUGAAAGUGUUGAAUAUAGAAACGGCACCCGCUUCAGCAAAAGGUGAAAGUUACUGCAGUAUAAUGACCAGAAUUAAAGUCAGCUACAAAUUGGAGCGGGAAAAAGUUGUAAAUGAAAUACAUUUUAUAGUUAAAUCUACAUAUGAGGAUAAUCCCUAUUUAUUUAAUGUUUUAAAACAAUACGAUGUCUACAAUACGGAAAUGCAAAUGUAUGAAACGGUUUUCCCACAACUGCAACAAUUGCUUUAUGAUAUUGGAGAUAACGAUCAAUUGUGUGCCAAAACCAUUCAUGUGGAUCAUGAUCGAGACGCCAUUAUAUUUGAGGAUCUAUCGGUGAGGAAAUUUAUCAUGGUCAAUCGUUUAGAAGGCAUGGAUGAAGUUCACAUAAAAUUUUGUUUAAGAAAACUUGCUAAAAUGCACGCUACAGCAGCCGUUUUAAAUGAACGUCAGAAAGGUUUAUUGGAAAAAUAUAUUCAUGGUAUAUUCAAUAGAAAUGUCAACUGUUAUGGUGUGUUUUUUGAAAAUGUUAUACGAGUGUGUGCCAAAUUUGCAGAUUCCUGUCCUGAAUUGGGUACCUAUUACAGAGACAAGCUAUUGCAAUUGAUUCCUCAUGUUGCGGAAUAUGGCACACGUUGUUAUGAUCCAAAUCCUAAACAUUUUCUAACAUUAAAUCAUGGAGAUAUAUGGACAAAUAAUGUUAUGGUGCAAUAUAAUGAUGAGACUGGGAAAACAAAUGUCAAAGAUGUUUUACUUAUAGAUUUUCAAUACUGUAAUUGGACUUCUCCAGCUGUAGAUCUUUAUUAUUUUUUAUGCACGUCUACGCAAGAUGACUUACUUUUUAAUCAUCUUCCAAAACUGAUACAAUACUAUCAUCAGGUGUUAUCACAGACUUUGACGAAAUUAAAAUAUCAGCAACAUAUACCAACGCUACAUGAAUUCAAUGUACAGAUGUUAGAGAGAGGAUUUUAUGCUGUUACCUCUUUACUGGUGAAUUUACCACUCAUGAUCAACGACAAAACAGAGGAUGCUGAUUUUGAAAGUCUUCUGGGCAAUGACGAGAAGGCACAAAGAUUUCAUAAUGUUUUAUAUACAAAUGGAAGAGUACAAAGAAUUAUUAAAGUAAUGCUACCCAGAUUUGAUCAAAUGGUCCUUUUAGAUGUUAUUGAUUAAUAUAGAAAAUAAUUUUAUAAUUAUAAUGAAGCGUACAAAAAAAAAAUAUGUUUGUUUUGCUUUUGAUGAGUUUGAGAUGUGAAAGAAAUCCAUCUAAUUUUAAUAAAACUUGAAAUGUUAAUUUCUAA